CCCCCCCCCCCCCCCCCCCCUUUCCCCUCCUCUCCCUCCUUUCUCUCGCGCGCCCUUUUUCUCUCUUCAAAGACCAGGCCGCCCGGUCGGCUUCUCCAGGUCCUACGGCCGUUCCCUUCUCCACCCACGCCCCCUUUCGUUCCCUCGGUCCUACCGUCGAUCAUGCUGCUUUGGGUCGACCCGAUAUCCAAUCGUACCCUCGACUAAUUCUCGCUGCUCUCCCAAAGCUCUGAUUACUGGAGCCUUGUCACGUCCGUGUUCGUCGUUUGAACCAUCCCUCCCAUAUCGUCCCCUCUCGUCGUCCUGCCAGCCAGCUGCCAUCACGUCAGGCAUCGCCCGCCAGCGUAUCGUGUCCAACCAAUUGGCACCCGCCUAUCGUUUCGCGCCCUGGGACCACAGACAUCCUGUUUCCAUCACCCAUCACCCACCAGGCAGGGGACUUACGUACUUUACGCUCAUUCAGUGCUCUGUCUGUGUGUGUACCGUAACGGAGGUGGAAAAUAAACAAAAAUAACCAUCGGGUUGUCUUGGUGCUCCUAGAUACAGCAGCGGAAGGCACGUUUGGCCACGGUCCACCACCCACGCAAGCAGCAAACAACUCUCUUGUUGUCUCAAUUUCUCGCUGUUUCUGCUGCUGAGGCAUCUGUUGCUGGUCUAACAGAACCACCCAAACGCGUUGCCGGUCGAUUUCACUUUUGUUCUCUUUUCUUUUUUUCCUAGUUUUCCUUGUGUUGUUGUUGUUGUUCCCUCGAAGUGUUGUCCACGCUUUUCAACUGAACCACGCUCCAGUCGAAUCCGGAUUUCCACCCAGCGUGCAAUUGGACUUCGCCUUCACACGCCAAACUAAACAACAAACUACAACGAGCAACACAACGCACUGGCCGGUUCACAUCUACCAAUUGUGAAUCGUCUCAAAUAAUCACUCUCACGGGACGCGUUGAGAAAACAAUUGUUGCGUCUUACAAUCUUUUACUGAUGAUUUGGACAACUAGCAACUAUACUCUAUAAACGUGGGUAAACAAAUAUUGGGUUUUCGGGUGUCUGUGUAGGCAAAUGUCAAUUGCUUGAAGCAAAGGCACGCAUCCGUUUCCUUCGAAAAUAAAAAGGCAAUUGGUUGUGAAAGUGGUAAUUAACUUCUGGAAUACGGAAGAUCUAAAUCACCACUGUUCACCCUCUUGCUGUUUCAUUUUCCGAGGGAAGGCAUGUCGUCUGCUAUGCAGACAGUCUCCCAGCAUAGCACCACUCAGUCUCCCAGUCAGUAUGCAUCAACGGGAUCUCCGAGACAUCCAAUUCACCAAACACCAGUUGGACCACGCCAGUCAAGCCGGCACAGGACUGAUCAUGCUGCCGCACGCAACUCUCCUGUUAGCCCUGACCAAUUCUACUCCCCUACCUCUGCCGUCACUUCGACAAUGAAUUCUCCACAGCAUCUUCCACUACCUCCCUCCACCCAUGGUUCCCCUGUUACUCCAUCUACAGGCCAAGGGUCCAGCAGUAAUACGCGCCCGCGCCCGACGCCCACUCUAUCUGAUGGCCCUGGUUCUCCCCCGAUCCCCCCUCCCCGCACAUCGUCAAAUCAACGAAGUCGCACUUCGUCAACUGCUCCAUCCGCCAAUGCCUCCACUGAACGAGUAGCGAAUCCCAAACAUUCUAGGAGGAGGGGAGAUGGUACACGAGAUCGUGGGGACCGGGAUCACACCCAUGACACAAACGGCAGGGACAUGCCGAAUGAUGAUACCCCAUCAGGCGCUGCUAAGCGUCGAAAAGGCCCGCACUCGCCUGACGGCCCACAACGAGCUGCAAGUACGCGGGAACCAAGAGACCACGCCUCACCUUCCGCAAUGGAGACCCGAUCUGAGGCCGCAAUGGGACCAACUCCGAUUCCCGCUGGCAUUGAGAAACAGGGAAGCACGGUAAUUAAUCGGAUGGUAAUAACAGAUCCCGAAGUCGAUAUCGUACGAGAAAAAGAACGCCUAGCGGAAGCCCAACCUGCCCCAGAUUCCCUGUCAGGGCUGGGCCUUGUAAGCAGUGAGGGUGUCGACGAUGGAGGCCGUGGUGCUAGAAGCCGACACGAUUAUUCAAAUUCCUCGUCGAGGCGAAAAGAAACUACUUUUGGCGACUAUGUUCUUGGUCAAACCAUUGGCGAGGGUGAGUUUGGGAAAGUUAGACUUGGUUGGAAGAGGGACGGCAGCGUGCAAGUCGCAAUCAAAUUGCUCAGAAGGGACAGCCUUGGAAACAACCCCAGCCGCCUCCCGAAAAUAUAUCGCGAAAUCUCAAUCCUAAAAGAGCUUUCACAUCCAAAUAUUGUCCGACUGCACGAGAUGGCCGAGACCGAUCGACAUAUUGGCAUUGUUUUAGAGUACGCAUCCGGAGGUGAAUUGUUCGACUACAUCCUUAACCACCGGUAUCUAAAAGAUAACCCUGCUCGCCGCUUAUUUGCCCAACUGGUUUCUGGCGUAGGCUAUUUGCAUAAGAAAGGGAUUGUCCACCGGGAUCUCAAACUGGAGAAUUUGAUGCUCGAUCGAAACCGCAAUAUCAUCAUCACAGACUUUGGUUUCGCAAACACGUUCGACCCUACCGAUGAAUUGGGCGAUGAAAUCGAAUAUAACCUGACGAACAGAGAAUUCGUGAAGAGAAUGAAACUAGACCGGCCUAACGCAAAGGGUUUAAGACGUGGUGACCUUAUGCAAACUAGCUGUGGCAGUCCGUGUUAUGCAGCUCCAGAGCUAGUCGUUACCGAUUCAUUAUACACUGGGCGUAAAGUUGACGUUUGGAGUUGUGGGGUUAUUCUGUACGCUAUGCUUGCUGGCUAUCUCCCCUUUGAUGAUGAUCCUGCGAACCCAGAGGGCGAUAACAUAAACCUUCUUUACAAAUACAUUGUAACCACACCUCUCACUUUCCCCGAGUACGUCACACCACAUGCGCGGGAUUUGCUACGGUGCAUUCUUGUCCCGGAUCCGCGAAAACGGGCCGACCUCUUCGAAGUUGCGCGACAUAGCUGGCUUGCGGAGUAUGCACAUGUAGUAUCGCACAUUACGAGUAAUACCACUAAUGUGGCUGAUAUCGCGAACACCACUGUUCCGGCCGAAGACCAACAACAAACACCAUCCCUUGCUCGUAGCGCUUCUGUUAGAGAACCUCCCAAAGCCCAGCAUCAGAGCAACGUGUCUCCAGUGGGAGGUCUCAGCCACCAGCCAGGCAAAAUAUCACAGGAUGAUGAAAAGCAAAAGCCAAGAGACGCGAAAAGGAGAACAGUCCAAGUUGAAUAUGUGCCACCUCAGUCUCAAACUGCUCGUGGUGACUCAACCACCGCCUCUUCGUCUUUGGGUCCAACGUCCGGUCAUGCAGGAUUAUCUCAAGGGCGACCAAUGUCUAGUGGUCGAGAACCUCCUUCGAGUGCAGGGGCUGCUGCCCCCGCUAAGGCUACGAUAACUUCGAGGUCUAAACCAUUACCGAGGGAUCCGCCUGUAAACACCCAUCCUACAAGCUAUAACACAACGGACCGCCUUCAAGGUAGGCCACAAUCACAUUCUGGAAACCUAGCCCAAUCGAUCUCAGACCUAACUGGUACAUACUCUGGUAUUCAAGGUACUUUAUCCCAAACGACCCGGCCUCAAACUGGCGGGUCCCUGGCUUCUACAGGUGCUGGCAAAUAUGACAGCCGUCUGCCGUCUCGAGGUUCAUAUAGCCAACCUGCAGCUCCCGCGGUUGCAACAACCAAUGUGCAGGGACGACUGGCCCAACCAAAAAAUGGUAAAACUUACAGUGUUUCUCCGCCGAUCGCUCAACAAACUACAGAGAGUUCAGUUGGUCGCCCGAGCACAAAUCAGGAUUACAGUGCUGUCCAGCAGCAAGCACAAACCAAGAGCCACAAGCGUUCUAGCACUGUGAGUAGCAUUGGAGAGAAGUUGUUCGGGCGAUCUGGCUCCAUAUUCGGUGGACGAUCAUCUCAGCAUGGUCAACGAUCAAGUAAACGCUAUCCUCCAACGAGUAUGAAGGAACCUAUUGUCUCGGAUGAACCACGAGCAUCAAUGGACUCGCGUCGAUCGAUUUCACACUCUUUUCAUCGGAGACACGUUGAUUCCAGCCAAGAGCAUAGUGCCAAGCCACGAAGAUUCUCUCUCUUGCCUGCGUCGUUUUCUUUGAAAGCGUUCUCAUCCAGCAAAGAAACGCCUCCUACUGCUGACUCCCACAUCGCCCAGGUUAAUGAUUCUGUUCACGCUCCAGAGAGUCGAGGACAUCAGCAGCAACAGCAAUCGCAGUCUCUAUCAACUGCCAAUGCUUCCUCGCAAUCUCAUCAUCCACGAGCCGCUGACCACACCCAAGACGAACAAGGAUUUGGCAACACCAAUGACCAAUUGAAUAUGAUGAAUUACUCUGCUCAAAUCGAUCAGCAGUUUGCCGCCCUGCAUGGCGACUCGGAACCCCAGUACGAAAGCAACCCUUAUGGAUCACCUCACAUUGCCGCUGAGCAAUAUUACCAAGAGGACCCCCGUGCCAACUCUUCUUCGGCGAGAUACUUGUCCGAGCCGCAGAGUUCCAGUUACACGGAACAGUUUAUGCCAAGUUAUCCGGAAGGAUAUAAUCCGGGCCAUGGCAAUGGUAACGACUCGCGGCAAUCGAUACAGCCUAGCCACCAGUCUGGGAGGGGAUCCAAUGUACUACAGAAGAACCAUCGCAGGUUCGCGGAUGCAUAUGAGCACGAGAAAGAUCCGUCAAAUCAUUCUGGCAGCUCUGGGGCUGCAAGGAGGGUUAUGGACUUUUUUAGGCGACGGGGCAAGUACCGCGCUGGUGAUCAUCAGUAAGAAAUUGGUACUUGAGCUUGCAAUCGUCAGCUUAGGGAAAUCACAUGCCACACACGCAGGUUUUCAGCAGCAGGGAAAAGGGAGAAGUGACGCAGAGAUAAAGAAAAAGAAAGAUUUUUUGUGGAUUGGUAUUUAUUUUUUACUGGGGAGGAUUAAGGGCGCCAAAAAAAAAAUUUGGUGAAUGGUUGGAAGCUAGCAGGAGAACAGAGGGAGGUUUUAUAUGCCCCGCCCCGCAAGAACAACCAACAUCCAAUCCUCCCCGAUUAAUUUCGUCCAUUUUGCAUAUACUCACACACAGACGUUUAAAUCCUAUUUCGGGGGGGUAGACAGUUACAGCGAGAAAAAAGAGCCCCUUCAAAGCAAGGCUCUCUCGACUUCAUGACGCCGAAUCAGCCCCCCUCGACGCUUGUACCACCAUAUCACAUUUACCCCUUUUCCCAUUAUAUGUGUGUCCUUUUUCGAAUUCGAAAAUUUUGAGUUUUCUUCUCUUAUAUGAAUUUUAUUCCCCCUUGGGCGUGUCUCGUUCGUCUUUUUUUUUUUUUUCGUUUCUGUAUGUUUUUUUAUAUUUCUUUGUCCAUUUCGACUGGGAAAACCGAUAUUCUCUCCGCCAUUGAUUGAUUGAUCUCCCUCUUCCGCUUGAGCCUGAUAACUUGCACGCUUGAACUUGUUUUGGCGAAACGAAAAACAAAUUCCCUCUCGAGUUUUCUUUUGUUCCUUUGUUUUUAUCCUUUUUUCUUUUGUCUAGGUCCGCUCUUCUCUGCCAUGUCUUUUUCGUCUGCUGUGUCCUCCUAUCACACUGUUCCCCCUCUUGUUUUCCUCUCUGGUCUUUUCUUUUUCAUGCUUUAGUAUUUAUUAUUUAUUUCUUUUUCUUUUUCGUUUCUUUUCUUUCCUGUCUUCUAUUAUCAUAUCUGGAUUCAUUCUUCUGUUUCUCUUUUUAAUUUUGUGUCAAUAAAUAUCCAUUGUGCCUCUGUUUUUAUUAGUUAGCUUCUAGUUUCUUCACUACUUUUUUUCUUGCACGUUUUCGUUAAAAUUCAUUACUUUUAUUUUCCUUUGUGAAUGCUAUUAUAUGUUCUACUGUUUCUCUUUUCAUUUUCACAUUCAUCUGAAUAUCUGGAUAAAUCAAACAAAGGUCUUUUUUCUGCAUGGUUCUUUCUUUAUUUUUCUUCUGUCAAAUUGCUAACAUCUUGUGGGGUUUUCAUUUCUCUCAUACAACACCUUUAAACCUCAAGUUAUUUAAACCCGGUCAAUAAAUUGACUCGCCGUACUUUUUUUUCUCACUCUCUCCUCUCUCUCCCUCCCUCUCUCUCUCUCUUAUAUUGAUUGAAUUGAAAAUCACUUUUACUCUUUCCGGCAUGUGAUCUACCUAUAUAUAUUUUUCCUUUGUAACUCCUGACAUACGCGCGCGCGUGUCUUUUUAAACAGGUUCUUUCUUUCUUUUUUCUCAUGGUUGUCUUCUUUAAAUAUUGAGUAAUAUAGCUAUGGACAUGCUUUUUUCCGCUCUCUUUUUUUCCCCGCAUACUGUUAUUAGUAUUAUUAUUAGCUAUUAUUUUUAUCCAUGUUUAACUAAACUCCCUGUCAUUCAUAUUUUAAAAUAGGCUCUUCUUUUUCUCCCUUCAUUUUUAUUUUUUACUUGUUAGUUUUUACUUGUAUAGUUUAUUUAUAUUUAUACUUGGCUACUUGAGAUCAUUAAUCAUCUCAUAUGUCCGAUGGCAGGGUGUUGGUUAUAGCUUCCAAGGUUAUAUUCAUCUGUCACUUGUUGCAGUACAGAAUACAUAUUUGUAUUCAUUCUUGAAAGACAAUUGAUUAUUAUAGCUCUGUUAGUUUUGCAUUUGUAUCUAUUUCUCAUUUUUUUCCAUAACUACGGGAAGUUGAGCCGUAUUAACAAGAGGCUUUUUUUUAUACAUGUCGCGCUGAUUUUGCUUUUAGUGUGCCAAAUGGUAAGCUCUAUCUAGCUGCUAUCUAGCUGUGAGUUAUCUCUUUUGAACAUUUGAGACCAA
Molecule: messenger RNA, 6802 nt
Organism: Blastomyces gilchristii SLH14081
Lineage: Eukaryota; Fungi; Ascomycota; Eurotiomycetes; Onygenales; Ajellomycetaceae
Product: CAMK/CAMKL/KIN4 protein kinase
Exons: 3
Coding region: 1203-4805 (1200 amino acids)
Biological process (GO): protein phosphorylation; intracellular signal transduction; microtubule cytoskeleton organization
Cellular component (GO): cytoplasm
Molecular function (GO): tau-protein kinase activity; protein serine/threonine kinase activity; ATP binding
Source: RefSeq, a predicted model, not a curated record